Molecule: messenger RNA, 786 nt
Organism: Aureobasidium melanogenum CBS 110374
Lineage: Eukaryota; Fungi; Ascomycota; Dothideomycetes; Dothideales; Saccotheciaceae
Product: acyl-CoA N-acyltransferase
Exons: 1
Coding region: 1-786 (261 amino acids)
Molecular function (GO): acyltransferase activity, transferring groups other than amino-acyl groups
Source: RefSeq, a predicted model, not a curated record
AUGCCCAUUCAGGUUCGCCAGGUGCGACCAUCGGAUCUGCCAGCCCGCGAACGCGUCUUCAGUGGCGCCUUCUCUUCUGGCCUGAGGCCUCACAUUUUUCCCAAUGGCAUGUCCGAGGCAGACCUUAUCCACAGCUUCAGCGAAAACCUCAAUGGUCUCAAGACCAAGAUGAGCACUUCGGACUCUGAAGCUGGCCAGCGUGCUUUUGUGGCCUAUGACACAGACACCCCUGCCGACCCUUCUGAUCUUGUGUUUCCAGAGGCAUGGGAACACAAAGCAGAGGCUGAGCUGAGCGAGGAAGAGAAGAAGAAUGCAAAGAAGGUGGUGGGUGUUGCGAUCUGGGUGUUACAGCCUUCUGCACGUACGCAAGAGCAAAUCGACAAGGAAGCCGCCAAGGAAGAACCUCAUGCCCAUGCUCCCGGUGCUAACGGCGCUUUACUGGAUGCUAUGGAUGCGGCCAUGACGGCCAGUAAGAAGAAGUGGAUUGGCUUGGAGCCAUAUCUGUAUCUCAGGGUUCUCGCUAUCGAUCCUGCCUAUCAACGUAGGGGCGUUGGAUCUUUGCUCUUGGAUGAAGGAUUGGCGAUCGCGGAUCGUUGUGGUAUACAGGCUUAUCUGGAAGCUACCAAGGUGGGCAGACCUUUGUACGCCAGGUAUGGGUUUGAGGAUAAAGAAUACAUGGAUUUUGAUGUUGUCAAGUAUGCACCAGCGGCGAAGGAUGACCCUCCGCAUGAAUUUAUGGUUAUGGUCCGACCUGCCGGAGCAAAGAAGGUUGGUGGAAAGGCUUGA